CAGCGAGCGAGGCCUUGCGACCUUGCGCCCGUGUGCAGUGUUUUACUCGUGGUCCUGGCACUGGUGCGUCGGGCCUGCCAUGGCCUGUCCGGCGUCCAUCCGGGUUCCAGCACGACACCACCUAACACCACAUUUGGCACGUCGAACCUGAACCCCUUUUGAACUGCUCCAAACGGAACGUCGAUGCAGCCAGGCACAGGCAAUCUAAACACCUACCCAAUCUCCAUACCCACCCCCCAUCCCAUCCACAAUCAUCCAUCCAUCUUCUUCGACUGAAGCCGCCCUGUCUGCUCGCUGCUGCUGCUGGUGCUUGCUGCUGCCACACUGACUGCCGUCGCUCCUCACACAAAAUUUCCCAUUCUUUUCUACCGGCAACAACUCAGCAUUCUCCUCCCCGUUAUCACGUCCCCGUCUUCAUUUCGUACCUUACCUUUGGCACUCUUUUCAUAUUCAUACGCGAUCCAGCGUUACCUUUCAGAUUCACCGGCCAAUUGCCUUGGAAAUCCGCACUAGGCGGCGCCCAUUGACAACUACCCAACCUUUGACAAUACGCGAACCAUCGAGGUAUCUACCCUACCGGCUCGCCUUCCUUCCGACUUCGCGCCUUCCUUACGAUCCCGAAUUUUUUUACCUUUUUCAUCAACCGUUCACUUCUCGACUCGACCGAAACAUCACCAUCACGGUACCUUCUGCUAUAAUGGCUUCGAACGGUAUUCCCACCUCUCCUCCUGUUAGGGCGGCUCCCGUACCUCAGUCAUCGACUUCCCAGCCAUUGCCAUCUCAGACGAAACAACAUCAAGAUGCUUCUGGUUCUGACACCGUGGCCGCAGCUCUCCCUUCUACCUUGAGCGACAACCGAAACAUUGUCCGAAGGAAGCUGACGGGAUACGUUGGUUUCGCCAACCUUCCCAACCAAUGGCACCGCAAGAGCGUCCGCAAGGGCUUCAACUUCAAUGUCAUGGUUGUUGGUGAAUCGGGACUCGGAAAGUCGACCCUCGUUAACACUCUCUUUAACACUUCGCUUUACCCUCCCAAGGAGCGCAAGGGACCUAGCCUCGACAUUGUUCCCAAGACUGUCACCAUUCAGUCUAUCAGCGCCGAUAUUGAAGAGGCUGGUGUUCGCCUCCGUUUGACCGUCGUUGACACUCCUGGCUUCGGCGACUUUGUCAACAACGACGAGUCUUGGCGUCCUAUUGUGGACAACAUCGAACAGCGCUUCGAUGCUUACUUGGAUGCCGAAAACAAGGUGAACCGCAUGAACAUUGUGGACAACAGGAUCCAUGCCUGUGUGUUCUUCAUCCAGCCCACCGGUCACUCGCUCAAGCCUCUUGAUAUCGAGGUCAUGAAGCGUCUCCACACCAAGGUCAACUUGAUUCCCGUCAUCGCCAAGUCGGAUACUCUCACCGAUGACGAGAUUGCUGCUUUCAAGGCUAGAAUUCUUGCGGAUAUCAAGUACCACAAGGUGCAAAUCUUUGAGGGCCCUCGCUACGAACUCGACGAUGAGGAGACCAUCGCGGAGAACAACGAGAUCAUGUCCAAGGUCCCCUUCGCUGUUGUCGGUGCGACCAACGAGAUCACAAACGCCGAUGGCCGUAAGGUUCGCGGUCGCCGUUACCCUUGGGGUGUGAUCGAGGUGGACAAUGAGGAGCAUUGCGACUUUGUGAAGCUCCGCCAGAUGCUCAUCCGUACUCACAUGGAGGAGCUCAAGGAGCACACCAACAACGUCCUUUACGAGAACUACCGCACGGACAAGUUGAUCGCUAUGGGCGUCUCUCAAGAUCCAAGCGUCUUCAAGGAGGUGAACCCAGCCGUCAAGCAGGAGGAAGAGCGCGCCCUCCACGAACAGAAGCUUGCGAAGAUGGAAGCCGAAAUGAAGAUGGUCUUCCAGCAAAAGGUUGCUGAAAAGGAAUCCAAGCUGAAGCAGAGCGAAGAGGAGCUGUAUGCUCGUCAUAGGGAGAUGAAGGAGCAGCUGGAGCGCCAACGACUGGAGCUCGAGGAGAAGAAGUCCCGAAUCGAAAGUGGGCGGCCAAUUGAGAAGGAGCCGACAAAGAGGAAGGGAUUUUCUCUCCGAUAAUUUUGCGGCAACAACUUCACCCGCCUCUCACGACUGUUGUACUGUCAUGUUAUCCCGCAUACACCUCGGCCUGCCGCUUCAUUCCUUCAUUCUCUGUUUUCCAUUUGUUCAUCUUCUAAUCAUAACCUCCUAAUCCUGCGGGAGGAUCCCCUCGCAAGCCAACAGUCUCUUUGCAGAUCCCUUCAUAACCGGAUGGGUUUCUGUUAGAAAUUUGUUGGCUGCCGUAAACGGUCAAAUUUCCAAAAGCCGGUGUGUUCCGUCGUUGGGACGGGGUGCGGUCCGGUCGACUUUGUUCUUGAAAAGCUAAUGCAGAUGUAAUUGGGCCGGAGGAGCUUUUUCGAGAAUCUCUUACUUCACAAUGGCAGCAUGGUUCCAACAGAUAUAUCCUCUUAUCUGCUUUAGGGAGUUGAGUUCCGAAAAUAUGAGGGAGAAGAAAGAGAGAUAAUUCGUUGGCUGUUCCCCAUCAGAUGUUUGCGGCGCAGCAGCAAUCAGGCCCUCAACUCCCUUUCGCGGCUCUGCUUGCCCUUGUCUUCUUGACCGACUGUCGGCAACAUCAUGUUUCCGGCUGCCACCAUGACUGACAAGUCGGUUAGGAUGCUGUGGCUGGCGGGAGCGAGGAGCAAUUCACAACCGAGAAGCUCAUAGAGGGAUCAGAAGGAGUCGGGUUUGAAUUGUGCUCGCGACGUUGCACCAUAUGCAAGUUGCAAAGGGGGCGUAAGGGAACAGGCGGGAAAUCUCACUUGGACGAAAAGCAACGAACGACCAGAUAUCCCAACAACACAUGUAUUUUAUUAACUGCUUUCAUCGGCGAUCAGAUGUUUUUAUUUCACGGGGAAUUCUUGUAGGAGGUUUUUCUUUUCACGGUUUACGGUCGGUCAUACCCAACCCAACAUUUCCGGCCGAUUCUCUCAACUGGUGCUUCGCUCUCCAGCCACGGAGGGUUCUUGCUUACCACAUAAAACAUACACACACUCAACGUACACUUAGCCUCUCCUAGAUAGUUAUUUCUUAGCCUUUUUCUCUCUCGCGCUCUCAAGGCGAAUUUUGCCGUCUUCCUCAGUGAUAAGUGUUUACCUUUGCACUGCUCCUCUCGAUCGACAAUGCUAUGAUUGGCAAUUUUACUAUAUAAGCACUGAGCUUUCAGAGAGGAGACCGUAGGUGUCUCGGUGGUUCUCAUCUGUCUCAUGACUUU
Messenger RNA from Neurospora crassa OR74A, 3266 nucleotides. Its product is annotated as cell division control protein 3. Gene Ontology annotation, biological process: cytoskeleton-dependent cytokinesis. NCBI's taxonomy places the organism in Eukaryota, Fungi, Ascomycota, Sordariomycetes, Sordariales, Sordariaceae. The transcript is spliced from 5 exons. Gene Ontology annotation, molecular function: GTP binding; GTPase activity; molecular adaptor activity. The record is from RefSeq and is a predicted model, not a curated record. Gene Ontology annotation, cellular component: microtubule cytoskeleton; cytosol; cell division site. The coding region runs from base 698 to 2074 and encodes 458 amino acids.